Molecule: messenger RNA, 3045 nt
Organism: Vicia villosa (hairy vetch)
Lineage: Eukaryota; Viridiplantae; Streptophyta; Magnoliopsida; Fabales; Fabaceae
Exons: 3
Coding region: 199-1026 (275 amino acids)
Molecular function (GO): protein binding
Source: RefSeq, a predicted model, not a curated record
GAGCCAAAAACCCGCAAUAAUUGGUUGAAGGAAUAACUUCAAACAACUUCUUCAUCAAAUCCCGUUGCUCUCUCUGUCCGCGAGCUGUCACUAAACUAACCUAUAAACUCUCAAUCAAUUUCUUUUUUUCAAUUAAACAAAUUCACCAGAUUCAAAUUCAAAUUCUUGUUACAAUUUUAUGCUCGAAUUCGAAAAUCUAUGGCGUCGAACAAGAUCGAACGGGGUCACCAGAUGUACCGUGACGGAGUCUACAAAGAGGCGUUAGGGUUCUACACGGAAGCCAUCGCUAUGGCGAAGACGAAUCCGCAGAAGAUCGCUUUGCAUAGUAAUCGUGCUGCUUGUUUCCUUAAGCUUCAUGAUUUCAAGAAGGCAGCAGAAGAAUGUACCUCGGUACUUGAGCUUGAUAGCAAUCACAGUGGAGCGUUGAUGUUGCGGGCUCAAACACUGGUGACCCUGAAGGAGUACCAUUCUGCACUUUUUGAUGUCAACAGACUCUUGGAGUUGAAUCCAUCUUCUGAGGUCUAUCAAAACCUUCAUGCCCGUUUGAAGACACAGUUGUCACUUGCUCCAAUACCUGAGUCAGAAGAGGAGUUUGAGGAACAGGAAGAUGAGAAGGAUGAGGUGAUGCUAAAAGGUGAGCAAACGAAGGAAGAAAUCGGACAGAAACAUGCCACAGCUUCUAAUGUUAGGAUAGAUCAGAAGGUUGAGCCUGGCAAAGGUGUAAUUAGUAUUGAAUGUACCCCUAAAGAAACAGACCCCAAGUUUUCAUCCAAACAGGAAAGAGACCAAAUAAACGAGCCUAAAAAGUCAAUGGAAGAGCUUAAAAUUCCUAGACCACUAAACAACGAAUCAGCAGAGCAAGGAUGGCAAACAAUUCCAAAACCUAAAGGACAUUCAGCUCUGGACUAUGCACGGUGGGACAGUGUUGACAAUGAUUCUAGCGAAGAUGAUGAAGAUGAAGAAGAUGAAUCUUUUCCUCAGUACCGUUUUCGUGUGAAAACAAUUGGUGUACGUCCUGUGAAAUGAGGAUUCAAAUACGUGGUACCUAGAAAUGUCUGUUAUGAUCUGUAGUGAACAUAAACGGUGACCUCCGACGGGUGAGAAUGGACUGGUUGAAAUGCCUCAAUUAUGCUAUCUGGUUGAAGAUCUACCAAUCCUAGGGAAGUACUUUUACCCGAUGCUUUGGCUGUCAAUGUGGAUUCCCUCUGAAGCUGCCAACAUUCUACUGUUCAGUUAGUUUGCAUCUUUGUAAAUAGUAAGUUUUAGGGUUCAUGUUUCCAUAUUGGAACAUAAGUACAGGGAGAGUUUCUCACUAUGCCUUCUGAGGAUCAAUUUAUGGAGCUUCUAUCUGUUUCUUAAAUAAAUGGAGAUGUGUAUUACUAAAGUUUUAGAAUGCAAAUACAUAAAAUACAUGUCACUAUAUUUAUCACUAUUCUUAAAUGUUUUCAUUUAUAUUUCUAAACUUUAGGAAUAAUAUCUCCAUUUAUUUUAAGAAAUUUCAAAAUCGUAAUCAAUACCAUUACAUAGGGGCAGGUGAUUAUUUUUAUGUUGAUACUCCUUACAAUUAGUAUGGGUUUUUUCUUUCUUUAAUAUGAUUCAUUAUAAGCUCAGCAACAGGUUUAUGUUGUUAUAUUCUAAGGCCAUUGCUUUUUCCCAUCCGAUGGGUUUUCAGCCACUCUUAUGAAAACCAAAAAUGUCCUUCGUGCAUUCGAAGAUUAGGAUUUGAAAACCAAAAAAGGUGACUUUAGUGUCACUUGGACCCCUUGUUGGUGGCUUAGAGGGAAUUGAAUUCCUUUUGUCUUGGACAUUCCGUUAAAAUAUAAAUUUGAACAUUCUUCGGUUCGGGGUUAUAUGAUGAGGAGGAGAUUGAACACCUUUUGCUUUGGGUGCUUUUGUGUUGAGGCGGAAAUUGUGCACUUUUGGCCCAGUGAGUCUUAUGAUGUGGGGAAACUGAGAACUUUUUCGUCUUAGAUAUUUCUAUGCGAGGUGGAAACUUGACACCUUCAGGGGAGGAAGCAGGGAUCCCAAAAUUUUCUUAUCUUUUAAUAUCUCAUUAAGUAUUAUGUGAUUCCAAGCUAGGAGCUAUUUGAUGUAUUUUUUACGUGAUCGUUUUCACCUUGUUUCUAAGAUUAUGCUAUUACAUAUUAAUGAUUACUCAUUUAGAGGAGAGUAUCUUAAGACUCAGUCACUUUGUUUAAGGAGGAGUUUCAGUCUAGUCCUUCUGUUUUCAGAAGAGGAAAGGGUUGCACUCGACCACACUUUGUGGCGUAUUCUCUGGUAUGUGCUUCUUUUAAAGUUCCUCAACUAGAAACAUGUUGGUUUUAAGUGUCAGUUCAUUGCUUAUUUAUUCAACAAACUCUCUUUGUCAACUUAAAGGAUCAAUCUCUAUAAGAAUCAUUGCAUUUGAGUCAUUCGCCAUCUAGAAUGGUGUUUCUCCUGUGUAGAGUUGCGUAAAGGCUUUUGCGAUUUUCGGUUCGUACAGAUGUUGUAACACUGACUGUGGUCGUCGCAUUGUGAAUUAAUCACAGUUUGUUCUUUAACCUAAAAACGGUGAAUAGUGGUAUCCAUAUCACCAUCUUCCGAUACCGUUUUAUUCGUGGGUUUUCGCGAUCGCGGAUCGAUUUUUUAAGACCUUAGGGGUGCUCUAUCGAUUUUUUUGGUGCUAUGGUUAUCAUAUAUUUGGAUCACUAGAUACCUUAUGAACUGCUCAUGUAAGAAUUAUUCAUUCAAGUCAUGUAUGGAUGGUUUUAUUUUUGUUUUUAAUGUAAAUAUCUAAAUCUUUUACCUGAUGUUAAUUUUUGAGUUGUUUAUUGACAGAGGACAAACAAGCAAGCAACAAAAGAUAGAGUCAUAAAUCAUAAUAUAAAGUUUUCCUUUUCUAACAUUCCUAACCAAUCUAAGCAUCUCAAAUGGUAAAAAAAAACUCAAAACUCAUCAUCACUUUCUUCGAAUUACAACAAUGAUCCAAAACUUCUAACAGAACUAAUAACUAUGAUCAUCUAGAUCAAUUUGACGGAACAUGGUAGUAUUUGCCUUUACAAGUGC